This is a messenger RNA of Porites lobata, 18496 nucleotides long. NCBI's taxonomy places the organism in Eukaryota, Metazoa, Cnidaria, Anthozoa, Scleractinia, Poritidae. The record is from the annotation of a GenBank genome assembly.
AUGGAUGUUAUGUUUGCUAUGAGGACCCCUUGUGUUCCGAGCAACAUUGACCACAUUAUUGAGGUAGCGGGUGAGACCUGGGUCUGUUUUAUACCGAAUUGCACCAUGGGACUAGUGCUGUUUUGUAGCACGAAUUUGGACUCAGUUUCCAGCGCCUUUUCGCGGUAGCCAAUAAAUGAAGAGAUGGAGUCCGUCCCCCAAAACAGUCUCCAAUAUAGUGCAAUUCCACACCACACCGACGCAGUCUCAUGCACAUGCUCAGCAUGUUUGUUAUUGGCAAAAUGAGAAUCCUGUAAAACUAGCUCGUUACUCGUCAAAGCUAUAAGGGGCCGCCUGAUAUCGCGGUUACGCAUUAUUUGAGCUUUAUAUUGCAUUUCACUCAGCACUUAUUUAUUACAUCCAAGAUUUUGGACGAUGGGACACGUGACCAGACGAUGACACGUGACCAGUCCAUGCUCCCCCCUUCCAUUUUCUAAGGGAAAAAACCUGGGGAAAAGGCUGAGAAAUAUAAUUCGCCAUUUUAUGUUUGUUUCCUUUCUUUAUUUUUUAUAUCACUCUUCCUGCCGUAAGGAUUAAUUUACUGUUUUAAUUUUUGAAUUGAAGAUUUUACUGAUCCAGGUCUACUAAGGAUCCGGCUUACUCUCAACUGGUUUGUCGUUGUGGUUUUGCCUUCCCAAGUGUUUUCAAGAAACGAUGUUUACCGACGUUUGUGACAAAAAAGCCACGAAGACCAUGAGAUUACCAUUAUGUCUGGCAGUAAGCUGGAAUUUUUCUAGGGGGAUCGCCCAUGAUUCUGAGCAAAGGAGGAUGAAUGACCUCUCUUGCUUGGUCCUUUAUCCUCUCUCCGCGUUCUACGAAAAAUACUAGAAUUUUGUAUUUGUUUCGUCAGUUUUGUCAGAAAGGGCCAAGAAAUCAUUUUUGUCGACGUUUUAAAGUGGUGAAAAGGCCACAAAGACAAGUUAUAAAUAUUCCUAUUUUGGCUGGCAGCUAUUAGCUGGAUUUUCCAAAGGGGGCAGCCUUUGACCUUUGGAUAAAAAACAGAAAUUUCUUUUGGUCUGAAAUUUUAACUAGCCGGCAUCCGUACAUGGAUAUUGUAGUUUUUCUAUUCUUAUUUAAAGAUUUAGAUAAAUAAAUUUUCUGUUCAAUAAAAGAAAAACUUAGUAAGCGCCCUCUAACUUAGGAAUAAGUUCACUCCUUCGAUCAAAUAACCGUCUCUCCAACACCCCCAACCCCCACCCCCACACUUAAUUUUGGUUACUAUGAUCCGGGGUUAAGCGGAAAUCCUCCGGGAAAUGCCCUUGGACAGCUCACGUGAUAUACGGCUAUCACCUUAGGCCGGAUCGGUGUAUGUGAUCUUUUUCUUCCAUCAGCGUUUGUUGGUGCGUCGUUCAUUUUCGGGCGCUACUCCAAGCAACCAUGAGCUGUCAUUUGGUGUCGCUGUUGUUGUUUCUCACCUUGUUGUCGCAGACCCAAGGAUUUUGUGGUAAGAAAUUCAGAAAAAUGCCUUUUAAAGUGAACAGUUAAUGAGAUUAUUGGUGAAAAUUGCAAUCGUAACGUAACGUGAGGAGAAAUAUAGUAUCUGACAAUUCUGGAGAAUUCAUUUUGAAGAAUUCACGUUCUGAUGUCUUCAGUUAAUACAGAUCCGUUUUCAUUUAAGGAGGGUAUCGUUUACAUGCCAUUUUCCUCAACAGAACUAGUUUGUAAGAAAUGUAGGAACAGGCUUAAACACAUCGCCCUUGCAACGGCAACAGUUGUUACUGCGUUUUAAAAUAAUUCAUUGUUCGUUUUACAGCGUUUGGUAUAAAUGAUAAUCGAAACAUGAUUUUAAAUUUACAUCCUUGCAAAGCGACAGAUUGCUAGUUGUUUUUAACCGCAGACAAAGUAAUUUUUUCCUUUCUUACGAAAUUGAGAAAGAAUUCACUUAGGUCCCUGCAGCGAAUUGGGGGGUGAGGUAGGGUAAGGGGGGUGGAGGUGGAGGGAGUUAUCGCUUCACACGGUACGUGCGUAGCAGAGCUCCUCCCGAAGGGUACGCAUGGUCGCUGAGCAUGUUUCUGUUUACAUAAAUCUAAAAUAGUUUUUAAAAUAAAUAUUGAAUUUGUUCCGCUUUAAAAUUUACCUUGAGGAAAGAUGGGAAGUACUUUAAUCUCGCAGAAUGGAGGAAAAGUCAUCCCAACUUAAAAGUGGUGACUUUUUUUUCUCAGCCACCAAAUACAAAAGCAGCUUCCCCGCUUGGGGCCCUAAUGACCCCCAUUCCCGACCCCAAAUUGAAAAUCACUUUUGCGACUUGAUGAUAGAUGACGAAGGAAGUUGCAAAACUCACGCUCAUUUUGUAAAUCAAUGAAUACCAAUUGCGUCACAGUAACAAGCCACACGCCACACUGGUCACACGCCAUUAUUUCUACUAUGCUGAAUAAGGCAAAGAACAAGUUCGGUCACUUGAGACGGUUUUUUAUGCACCAAAGGUUAUCGACUUCCAGCUAUCAUUUAUCUCGUCACGCAUCUUUCUCCCGAGACAGCCCUGGGAACGAGGUUGACGUUCAUAUGUCUUCGUAACGCGUUCUUUCUCCCCUAAGAACUUCUGCGUGAGCUGUAGAAGGUGACUAAACACGACAACUAGAGACUACUUCGAGCAAUAUUGACAGGAACUGCCGAGAUAGUGGCGGGCCGCAUAUUUUCCGCACCUGACGAUCUUUUGCCAGUCGUUUAUGCAAGAGCCACAAUAGGACAUUAUGGCUCUUGGUUUGUGACAUUUUCGUAUCCGUUGCUCUAUUAAUUAAAGAAACGCACGGAUCAUAAAUUGUUAAUAUCAGGAGUAUUAGUUCUUUAGAUUCAAAAUCCAUUUUUUGGAUUUUUCUACAGAAACUCGCCCCAGCAUUUAAAAUGCUUUGUUUGAUGAGUGGCAUAUUCAUUCCACAUGCCGCUGAAUUAUUGUGAGUUCUAGCGUCGCCGAAGACAUGAACGAUCAGCGCAAGUACAAGCUCUUCUGUUUCGGGUUAUGGGAUUAAAUAAAAGUAGAAACUCAUAAGGGGUUAUGAAUUUCUGAUAAAAGUAAACAAAUGAAUUGAUUUCUUAGUGCAGCAACAAACUCGUCAGCCUUGUUGAUUAAAAACAACAACGAUGAUAAUGACGACGAUUUUACCUACGUUGCCCCGGACGAAUUUGAUGGUCGUACCUUGAGCAUAGACUAACUGCGAGCUCAGUGACAGUCGUUCUCAUGUACUCUUAAAUUCUUAAAGUCGCGUCGGUUGUCGUGUGGUCCCGACCUGUUUGGCUCUUCUUGCCUGGGCCCAACAAUCGCGCAAAACAUGAAAUACGUUUAACUAAGACUUAAUCUGUUUUAGGUUCAAGAUUCUUUCAGACAAGCCUUAUCCGCUCAGCCGUCAAAGCGGCCGAAUGGCUGCAAAACCAACAAGACGAAAAUGGUACGUACGGGGAGGGGCAUGUGACUGCCGCUGCUCUGCACUCCUCAGGGUUGAUUGGGUAUCCUGUGGAGAGGAAAGCCGACUUACUGACCGCUGAAAUAAUUAAAAACGACCUUGGCUCUAUUCAUGGCGCUAGACUCGGCUCAUACAUACUUGGUGCCAUGGCUACCUGCCAGGAUCCACAUAACAUCAACCAAUCCAGUUUAAUCCUGGCACUGAAGAGUAAACUUGACAAGUAUCCUCAUUUGAACUUUGAUCACCCCUACCAGUACAGCUGGGCAGUAAUGGCACUUUGUAGCAGCGGGAACAUUCUCGGAAAGAAGAAGAGCGACUACGCGAAAAAAGUGAUGAAUGACAUUAACAGACACCUGGACAGGAAUAAAAGUUUUAGCGUGGACACUUUAUCUAUGCAGGUAUUGGCUUUGACUUGCAUCAAGAAAACCAGGAAAAGAAGAGACGCAAGGGGGCUGCAGAAAAAGCUUCGAGCCAGCAUUAACAAGGCGAGUGAAGAACUUAAAAAUCGUCAGAUAAAUGACAGCACGUUUGGAGAGAAUGAAGUUUCAGCAGCUCUUGCUUCUCAGGUGAGUAGAGUGAGGGGAGUGAGGGGAGGGAGGGGAGAGGUUGCUGUCAAUUGUUAAGUGAUGAAUCGAUGAUUGUAGCAUUAUUUGACCGAGGGAAGUGCUGGUGCAUUGUUUACUCAGUGACAUUUUGAUUUUGUAGCGAACGGCAAACAUUAACCCUUUUCUUUCCCGAGAGAAUGAUGGACUCUUGUAAGGUGGUUCUCAUUUUUGACUCUAUCUGUGGGUGAAAUCCUGCUGUGUAACAUUAAAAUUAAUCCUCUUUGGCAGUUCUUUCACAUGGUGCAAUUUACGUUUUCAGCAUUUCACAAAAUGAAAUUUAAAUUUUUUUUGUUGAAUUUUUACGUUUGGCAAUUCAGGAAGUUAAGAUUGACAGUAACGGUGUGUCACCAAAACCACUUAAAACAAAGCUAAGCAAUCAAAUUAGAGAAAGCGAUCAACGAAUUCAAAACAACCCUUUGAAUCAAACAAUAGCUGUUCUGAAACUAUUGUUUGGCCCUGGUUACGGUAGCCGCCAUGUAAAACGUCCCUUGUCACCCACUGCAAACGUAAUCCUAUCAUAUCCUCAGCAUUACAGGGGCGUAGCUACGAUAUUUCCAGAGGUACGCAGAGUUUUACAAAUUAACACUAACCUGUCUUCCUAGUUGUUUCCAUGUGGGUGAUUUAAUUAAAUUUCCGUUUUCUUGUCAUUAAGGUGAGGUAAUGACUUUUUUAUUUUCAUUUUGUUUCUUUUUAAAUUUGACAUUUUUCAGCCACGCAAAUGCGAGCUGGCGCAAGCUACAACGCUGGAUUACCCGACCCGCUGGAUUGGUAAUACCUCUAGACGGGUCAAAAAGAACUACAGCAAAAUAAUUAAAUCAAUGAAUAAAGGUCAAUGAAAUGAAACUGGAGCACCCAAAUUGAUUCUCGUGCUUUGAACUUUUUUGUCAUUCCAACUAGGCUCUGUUAGCGGCCGAAGCAAAGAAAACUAAGUGUACCACGACCAUGCGCUGGUUACUAUCUCGACAAAAACCCGACGGAUCCUUCACCAACCUUAUGGCCACAAUUGCCGUGCUUCCAACUUUGAUCGGAGCCCUACCUUUUGAUGUGCAAAAUAGAUCAUGCCCUACGAGUACUACAGGUAAACAUUAUGGCGUGUAGUAUAUAUUAAACUGUAGGAGAAAUGCAGGUUAUUAUCAUGACGUGCAGAAUAUACCCUGUUCUGUUCUGGCCACACCCUGUCCUGUUUCUCACUGUGGGAGAAAGUACUGAUAUUUUUUGAGCGACCGGGGACGUAUUUCAACCGGAUGUGGACUUUUUGCACUCUUAAGCCUUGAUAUUGAACAAAUGUUUGGGUCAAUCGUCUUUAGUAUUUACCAAAUCAGUGAAUAGCAAUUUUUGCGCGUUUUGAUUGGCUCCCGUAACACGGAAUAUCCUUGAUCGUUUACUGUUUUGCGACCGGAGUCAAGACGGCGUCUCUCUUCGAGACAUUUUCGGAACACUAAAUUUGCGCGAUAAAUGAAGCAGUCGUACGAACAAAUACCAGAAAAGCGACCAACUUUGGCUUGUCAGUGUUAAAUGGUAGAUAGAAAAUUAUUUUCAUGCUGAAUUUGCAACAAAAUCGUAAAAAUGCACUUGACAAAAUCCCCGAAAUGUUUGUAAAUUGUUAAUAAAGUUCCUACUAAGUGACGUUUUUAAUUUACAAAAAGGUUACUUUUUUCAUUUUUAUCUUACUGAUUUGGUAAAUACUGAAACAACUAUCCCCUCAGGGUUGGUGAACAGCGCUAGAUCUAUACCUCGACGCUUUACCUCUCUGUAUAUAUAUAAUUCUACCACUAUUCACCUCCCCUUCGGGGGAUAGUUGUAUACUAUAAGAAUAAAUACAAAUUUGGUAGUGUCAAGGCGUGCUAAAAUAGAAAACGGCCCACUUCCGGUUGAUGUGCGUCGCUCAAAAACGUCACUGCAUAAACUCAGUCCCAAAUGAUAAUGAUAAACAUUAUGACGAGCAGAAUUAUCUCCCUGUUCUGAGAGAACUAUAUUUAGUUCAACGUUAUUUAAAAAUAACAACAACAACAACCGAUCCUAGCCUGUGAAUACAGCCCGGGGAUAUCCCCUAGGGUGGACAAUACGGGGAGGCUUCAUCCGAAAGGUGUACCGUUUUCAGGCUUCACCAAUAGUAAAAGGUAGGCAUCUCGUGAGGUUGAAGCAUACGAAAGUGCAGGGAAAAUUGUCAUUAGGUGUUUAGGGACGGUUUCUCUCGGGAAACUUCCAAGCAGCAGGAAGUGAUUAGAGGCGGCUGUUUUUAUAGGCGAAAUCAAUCAGUAAAUUGAUCUAAAUUAAAUGUGCACUAAAUGUGUAAGCGGUCUCAUUCUUUUACCUCGGUUUAUAAAGAAGAUAGCAUCUGGGGUGCGACUGAUUUCACAUUUAAUUCUUCCUCCGUGAGAUCCAUUCCCUUACACGAGAGUUGGUCAUUUCUAUCCAAACUGGUUCCAGUUUCAAAACUGAUACAAAUGUCUCAAAACAAGCUUUCAAGUUAUCAUUAUUCUUUUGUUUUUGAUUCUGUUUAUAGGUGAGGAGGAAGAAAACGAGGUGAGAAGUUAAAAGUGUGAAAAUCUAAAUGACGAAAUAAAUACUAGCACAGUUGAGUUACUCUAGCAAAGUUUCAAACUUAGUCAAACAAGAAAGAACUUUCUGUUUUCAUAAAAUAAAAGGCUAUACUAUAAGGUUUUCAUACUUGUAAAACAACGGUAACAAGCUCUAUUCUCCCGAGAUCUCAGUCACCCAGGUCUGGUGACAAAAUGGUUUCGUCUAUUCUCCUGUCGCUACACUCAGCCGAAUAGAAAACAUUUCUGUUAUAAGUAUGAACAGACAAAACAACACAAUAAUACCUGGAGGGAGCAGCCAGCUAUCAAGUUUAUUAUACCAAUAAGAGUUGCAACAAAAGCACUAGAAUAUUACCAAGGGACUGGGGAAAUUUGUUCGCUAUAUCGAACACCUCGAUUUUAGUGUGAAAUUCACAAAGAGGGGCUUAUAAAGGGUCUAAUCAUCUCAAUGGGAACUGAAUUAAACAAUGUGACCAACAACUAAAAGAAAUACAUUUUAUUUUCGGAUGUUUCGAGAUGCAAUUUAAUCAGGGGGACCCAAAGAGAAUAUAGUUCAAAACCACUUAAACAUAGCAUUGUUAAACGUAUUUAUAGUAUUUAAACCGUAGAUAUAGGCAUAUUUUUAUUCCCUAAAAAUUUUUCAUCUGUUCGGAUUUCCUAGCUGAAAGUCUAGUGAUCCGAAAAUUAUAGGGAUCAUAACUUACCUUUUCGAAAAUUUCAGCCAGAAAUAAGGCUUCCCAAAAUUCUAGGUGACCUUUUUAGGGUAAAAAUCCGUUAAAAAUAGGCAAAUAUACCGUUUUUUGGAUGUUCGAAAAUCCUAGGAGAGGCAGGCAAGCAAGAAAUUUUACAACAAAUGUUUCGAAAAUUCUAGAUCUCAAAUCGUCUUCCGAACAGAUAUUCUUCCGAAAAUUGUCGUUGGGUGCCCCUGAUUUAAUCCAUUCGCCACGUGUUGUUAACAGACUAGAUUUGUGCAGAAGCUGAUAACAAAACUUUGACCAGUGUGAUUCCGUAAUUCCACAGAUGAUAAACGUUUGUGUGGAGCUGCAGUUUGAAGCAAACAAGUACUCCAAAGGGAAAAGCCCUCCUCCCCGCGUAUGUGUCAAGGUCCUUAAUGGCACGAAUGCGCAUGACAUCCUCAAAGUGGCCGUAAACGAACAUCCCUGCUACAACUUCACUGCUGUCAAUACGUCCUGGGGCCACAUGAUCACCUCCAUUUGUGAAAUUGAACAAAGACAUUCGGAUAAGUUCUACUGGAUGGUAAAAAUCGACGGCAAAUCAGCAGCGACAGGCAUUGAUGAUCUCAUACCUUCUGAUGGCUCUAAUUUGCUUUUUGAAUACAAAAAACUUAAUUGGGGCAAGUAAGAUUUUCACAGGUUAAGAUUAGCUUUCAGGUGGUUAUUUUUUUAUGUAUUGGGACAAGUCGACAGUAAUUGAAAGAGUUCGUAACAUUACAAAGCGAAUUUCAAUUUCAUCUUUUUUCAUUGUUAUUUAAACAAUAAUUUUAGAAUUUUGGUGCUGGCAGUUAAGUAUUUCCUUUCCUCAGUUAAUUUUUAAAUUUUCUUUCUUCGUGACAGAAGAAUAAAGAAUAAAGCAUUCAAAAAUCGGCGUGACAAAGAAGGGGAUUAAUAAAGAUAUUUUACCUGUUUAACACAUUUCCACACAAGGUUAUGCUUAUACUGGGAAAUAAUAAGCUUUCGGAAAAUAAGGAAAAGACCGAAAGACGACAUGAAUCUGAAUUUUUUUAUGUCUACACUGUAGAGAGGAAAAGUCGUUACGUCACGUUGCAAUGGUAGCAAAAUUUCUGGACCUCAAACCGUGGUCCUCAAUAUGGCAGAAAAAAACCCGAAAACAUUGACAUAUACUCAGGAACAAAACGGGAGCCCAUACUUUUCUUCUAUGGUUGGACAAUGCUUAUGGCUGUCACUGCCAAGAAAGAUUGCUGAGAAAAGCUGCGGCAAUUCGAACGGACGAGUUUUAUCGGCUCUGUCGGGUAUAUGUUCUUCAAAUGCGUUUAAUUCGGCUUUUUACCAUUAAAACUCUGCUUAUUUUCCUGAAAUAUAUCUUUGAAUUAAUAUUUCAUACCGACCAACCAGCGUUUUCCGCCCGACAUUAAACGGGAAAUGCUUAAAAUAUGAUGAUUUGACGUUACCACACGCAUCUCUAGUUUCCUGGUAAGUUAGGCAUCGCUCUGGCAUCACCGCUCUUACUACUGGCCUUUAACCUGAGCUCGCGAAGGUUCUGCGAGACAAUUAUUUCUCAAGUACUUCGUGCGUAAUUAGGUUGUAGUGAUAGUUUUUUUUAGUUACUGAAGAAAUCAUUUUAUAGCGGGUAGCCUAGUGGGUAUCGGAUAGCUCAUUCAAGAAGCAAUCGACUUUUUUUUAGUCCCUAGGCCUCAUUAUUCCGCGCGGCCAAAGCGUUACGGGUCACGUGAUCCAAGCGCGUUCGCCUGGAUACGUCACUGAAGUGAAUUGAACGAGAGGGACUGGGAAAACGCCGUACAGGGACUAGGCAACAAUCGAGUACAUUAAAAACGCGCGACAAAGAACCUGCAUUUUCCUAAUUUUCUGAAGGGAAAAAAACACAGCUAAGAGUAUUUCGUGGUAUCCAGCUCAUUCCUUCUAUAUUAUAGUAGCAGUUGGAGGGAAAGAUACAUGUCUCCAAAGAGGAUCCUGAAUGUUCACGUAUCUUUUUACCCAAGUGAACAGAAUUUUUUUUAUAGAUUUUAGAAAAUGAACACCUGUUUCAAAUUUUAGGCUAAACAGAUUCCUGCAUAGAGGGGGCAUAACUGGCAAAUUUUGGCCUAACCGGGCUCUUAAAAAACCAGGUUCUUAGUUGCGGGUUUUUACCGCAUCGUUCUUGACGGAAGUUUGGACGGGUUCAAAAACUUUCUUGCCUUAAUCAAUACACGUUUUAUCUAUCCAAGUUUUAUUUAUCCAUGGCUUAUCCAUUUUUAAUCAAUCCAGUCCAUGUUUUACUAAUCCAGUCCAGUACAGUCCUAUUUUAUAAUAUGUCCUGUUAUGUAGGUUUAAAAAGUUACUUAUUUUGGGGGAUUUUGCUACAGUAUUUGAACAGUCAUUGAAUUAGGAAAAGCAUUAAUUUUUCACGCCUUCGUAGCAAUACUCGGUAACAGGUGUUUUCUGUUGGUUUUCGGCUACCAUGUUGAGGGGUACCAACAUGGUGUCUCCAUAAAGCUCUAUAAGUUUAGAUAAAACAUUUCUCCGAAUAUCACGCAUAUGAAAAAGUGCACCGACCUGAAUCUUGGCGAGGGUCUUUGUAUAUUUACGUUCUUUUAUUUCCCAGAUUCUAGACUUGAUCUAUUGAACGGUUUUGAUUUUUAUUUUUGAUGGCGUAACAGUGAAAAUCAGAUUCCGGAAUCGGUGAAAUUUUUGCUUAUGGAAUCCGGACUCCGGGAAAAUUUUGCUUGUGGAAUCCGACAUCCUGGGCUUUGAAAUCCGGAAUACAGCUCAAGGAAUCCAGAAUCCUAGUUCCACUGACAAAGACUAGAAUCCAGUAACUGGAAUCCGGAAUCCGCGGCGUAGAAUCCAGAAUCCAAGACUGUCUUGGAUUAACACACAUGGAGCGAAGCAAUUAUAGCUGGCUCGAGAGUUUCGUUCUCAAAAUAUCUAGAACACCAUUCUGAUUCUCUACCGCACACAGAGCAAACGAAUGUUAAAUUUAGAUACAUUACAGUCGACAAAAUUCAUUGUGGGUUGAGCAUGACACCCAACCUCGUUCCCAGAGCUUUUUCCCUUGAAAAUGGAAGAAGCCCUGGGAAUGAGGUUUGAUGACACCCGCAUCCACGCCAGAGCAGAGUGUUCAAAUGUCAGCUGUCAAAGGACUUAGAUGAGGAAAGCAGAAAAACCGGUUAAGCAAUGACCCUGUAACUUUGGGUGAUACCUGUUGGACCUGAAGUGAUCACGCGACGUGGUAAGUCUGCACGAGUAAAAUAAAGUGAUCAACGCACUGAGCAAAAAUGUCAACUGAAAAGCUACAUGCAAGAUAUCAUUACUCAUCAAACGCAGAACAGUCCGUGCAGAAAUACAUUGCGACUAUAAUGCGCUGAAAAGAUUACUUAAACGGAAUUAAUUAAGGUGAGCGAUUAUUUCAGCGAGAGAUUUUUACCUCAACGCGUUAGCGUAUACCGUUCCACUAAGCAAACUCUUCACGCCGCGCGAUUUUAUGAUUAUGUGAAAAGAAAACCUCUGGCACAGUAGCAAUUUUGGCGGGAACUGGCGAGAACGUGGUGGACCUCAUAGUGGGGAGCUUGAGCAGAGACGUUUUUGAGCAACGCACGUCAACCGGAAAUUGACUUUUUGUAUUCUUGGGCAGUGAUUUUGUCCUAAUUUUAGGGCAAAUCGUCUCUAUAAGGCAAAGAUAAAUAGCGAUACAAAUUUGUUCGCGUCAAGGCAUUUUUAAUAAAAGGGAGAAGGGAGAAGGGAGAUUGUGGUGAAAUUCUGUCUGGUGUGGUCGUGACUACCUCGUCCUCAGUCGCUCGCGAUCGUAUAUUCUGAGGAGAGGGAGUUGGGAAGGAGAGGACAAGGGGAAACUGCUCUUGGAACUAUGACAGGCAAGUAUCACCUUUCCUAAGUUGAUCUUUACCUACUUCCGCCCUCCUUUGGAUUUUUAGUGUGCGUUGUUCAGGCUUCAUCAUCACACCAAGGAAUCAUGAAUUGCCAUUUGGAGUCAAUUUUGGUAUUUUUUACCUUGUUAUCCCAAACACAAGGAUAUUGUGGUAAGGAAUCCGACAAGUGCUUUUCAGAAUAAUAGAUUAACAGGGAAAAUUGCAUCGUUAAUGCAAGGCAUGAAAAAAAUAGAUGCUGAAGGGGCCAUUUCAAGGCGAUCACAUUCAUAAAUAUGAGUGAUUCACACGUUUUCAGUCAGAACAGUCGUUUUUGACAAGCGAUUUGCCUUCUGACAGAACUAAUUUGUUAAGAGUAUUUUGACGAGCAUGAAAGCAUCGGGCGUUGCGUCAAUGGGGACAUUUUCUCUGCAAUUACGUUUUCCUUUGAAAACAGUCUCAUAGCGAAUUAAGUAAUUUGGAUUGACAACCCAAUCAUUAUUUUAAUAUGUACUUUUCUCGCACAGCUAUACAUAUAGGUAUAUCUUUUGACCCUGUAAGUUAUAAAGCUAUAUUUUUGGGGGGCUCUUGUGAAACUGACUGAAGAUAAUACGACCUUUUUCCUUGGUCCAGGAUUUUGGGGGAGGGAGAAAGUGGUUACCACCACACGCGAGGAAUUUUAAAUAGCUAUAUUUAUUUUGACAAUUUGUUUAAAAAUAAGUAUAGAGUUUUCGAUUCUGAGAAUUUCCUUGAAGGAUUUGAAGAUGACGCCAAGAGUUAUACAAGUAAUCAUGCUUAACAAGGUGGCGAUUUUUUUCAUAGGCACGAAAUAUGUAAGCCCUCCCUGCUCGGGGUGCAGCUGUAAUCAAGAUUUCAAAUUCUAAAUUAUGUUGGUGAAAUGAUGACAAAUUAACAAGGUAGUUGCCUUACACCAAAUGAGUUUUUAAGGGAGCAAAACGGGAAAAAAAGUUCAUUGAAUAUCACUUGGCGUUAAACUCUUGCUUUGCUGACCAGGGUAAAGUAGAAGGGUUAUCACGUGAAGCCGAUUUUUAUGCUCUUCGUUAUCAGGAUAAACCACAUUCUUUGGGUGAAUCCCAGAUAACAAACUUUAGCUCGUGUAUACCUUGCCUCCAGAGGUCCAUUCUCAAAGCAAAAUGUCUACGACACCAGCUUCCUGUUUCCCUUUUCCCCGCAGGCUAAACCCCAAAGGAUCGCUCGUCUCUUACUGUUGGGAACUUUGGCUGUCGAAUCAGCCAGUACAUAGCUCUCGAUAGAUCUAGCGAAAUUUUAAUGUUAAUACAUUGUAAAUACACGACAAAAUUCUAUUUUUAGGAAUAAAACACUCAUCCAUGCCAGAGCCAAGCUAUCCGGAUAGAGUUUCUUGUGUGAAGUUCAAAUGUCGAUAGUGAAGGGAUUUAGAUGUUGAAAUAAACAAAGAACCCGUUUUGUGAGAUUGCGUGAAAUUGAGGCCGGUAAAUCGAGUGACACUCGCACGUGUUGGACCACGUGAUCACAAGGAGGCUUUGUGUUAAGUACACUGUCGGCUGGAGUAAGAUUACGUCCAUGUUCAAAGUACAGAGCAAAAGUGACUACAUCGCGCAGUCAACACUUUGUGCUUGCAGAAACACAUUCUAACUAAAGUGCACUGAAAUGAUCACGUAAACGGAAGUAACCUGACCAGAGCAAUGACCUGAGCGAUCAUUACAGCUUUAGCGCGCUGGGCGCGUCAUAUGUCGCGGCUUAGGCCGCGCGUGCGGCGCGAUCAGUUGAACCAUUAGGACCAAAAACGUAACUGUCCGGCACCAAAGGUAUAUUUUCACAAUUUUAGGCGCGAACUGGCGAAGGAGGUAGAGCUCACAGUUUUCCCACAGGGUAGAUAGUCUAUCUGACAGCUUGUCAGAUAAUUAACUAAACAACACGAAUUGAUAACCUUUGGCUACUUACAUAGCGGUUAAUAAUGGAUUAAGGAAAUGCACGCAUGCUCAGUGAGGUCCGCUUUGAAAUAUACUCAAUCUAAAACUCUCUUCCAAAGUCUGGUGUUGUCGUUUUUGUUAUGUUUAGUGCUUGCGUUAGUACACACCAACACUCCGUGCCCUGGAAGCUGGAUGUCGAGUAAACACGUAACCAUGUCGAUAUUCAAUCGCGUAUGCCAUGGGUAACGUCGAUAAUCUAAGUAACCAUGUCUAUAUUCAAUCGGGAUUCGGGGAACUUGGAAUCUUUUGAAAUCUACACAUAUCAUUCAGUCCAUCAAGUGCAGCCCAGCAAUAUUUGGAACCAAUGAAAUGAAUGAACGUGUGAAGGCGAAGUGUAAUAAAACAAUAUAUAUUUGAAGUCCACGGUUAUACGAAGCUAUUUUCGAAGCAUUUCGUGCGGCUGUGGGCUUUCUAUCGAUUAAAAAGUUCUAGUUAUUUAGAUUCCGCGCAAAAAGAGAUGUUUGGUUUGUGUUCGACAUGUUUUAACAUCUUACGAGCAGGCAAUUUGCGUUGGUUUCCAAAACCACAUCCUGUAAGAAUUACGAAACAAAACGUGAUUUGGAUUAGGGUCAGUAAAAAAUAUCCCUUGAGAUAAUUGGCAAGGCUCUUAUCGAGCUAUCACAAGCAAAGUGACAUGUGUAUACCGGCGAGGACACUUUUAUCGAGGUUAGUUGUUUUUGCGGUGCAAUGUACUUUAAAGUUCUGUCCUGUGGUUUCCUUUUAACGUUUAAGUUUGUUUUGCCAGAUAACAACGGCUACGCAUCGGCAUGCACUUAAGAAUAAUUUCAUAAGCCCGCGUUCUCAUCCAACUUUUAACUAACCUUUUUUUUUUUUUAGGUUCAAGAUUCUUUCAGACAAGCCUCACCCGCUCAGCUGUCAAAGCGGCCGAAUGGUUGCAAAACCAACAAGACGAAAAUGGUACUUACGGGGAGGGGCACGCGACUGCCGUUAUACUGCACUCCCUCAGGUUGAUUGGUUAUCCUGUGGAGAAGGGAGCCGACGUAUUGACCGCCGGAAUAAUUAAGAACGACAUUGGCUCUAUGCCUGGAGGUAGAGUCGGCUCUUACAUACUUGGCGCCAUGGCUACCUGCCAAGAUCCCCAUCACGUCAACCAAUCUAAAUUGAUUCGAGCCCUGAAGACCAAACUAGACAAGUACCCUCACUUGGGCUUUAACCAUCCCUUCCAGUACAGCUGGGCAGUUAUGGCGCUCUGUAGCACCGGAAUUGAUCUUGGUAAAAAGAAGCUCGCCUACACCAAGAAAGUGAUGGAAAGCAGUAAGCAACGGCUGGCCAGAGAAGAAGGCUGUACCGGUGACACGUUGCAUAUGCAAGUGUUGGCUUUGACAUGCGUUGAGAAAACCCUGAAAAGAAAUGACUCCAGGUGGCUGAAGGAAAAGAUUCGAGACGCCAUUAAGAGGGCCAGUGACAGAAUUGUGAAAAGUCAAAUGAACGACAGCACGUUUGGAGAGAAUGUAGUUACAGCAGCUCUUGCCUCUCAGGUGAUUAGAGGGAAGGGAGGGAGGGGAGGGGUUGCUCUGGCGUUGUACACUCAAUCAAAUGAGAGAAAAUAUUGCAGGGGUUAGGGGAGUGGGGAUUUUAGAUGGGGUGGGGGAGGGUGAAGAGAGAAAGGAAGGGAGUUUCUCCUCCAUUUGCUGUCUCUUCGUUUCGCUUCUCUCUUUCCCUUAUCCCAUAGAAAGGCUUUAUACUCAGGCUAAAAAUAUUAAAAAGAGUUACAGUACAACUACGCUAACCGUCCAGAUCAAAGGAAUAAUGCAAUGUCGUCAAAAAAGUCGUUUGAGCCAAUCAGCAUCUAGUUAAAAAAAACGGCUCAAACGACCUUUAUAUAGCUUAUGUCAAUUACGCCUCCUCAAUUACAAUUUUUCAUAGAUGACAUAAAAAUUACGUUGAUGGAUACAAUUGUUUAUUAAAAGCAAAUCAACUUUUAAAAUCUUUCACUAAUCUGAUUGAUUAGUUUCAACUGGCCCUAACUAAUAAAGUCGCACUGUAAAACGUAAUCCUGUCAGGAUUGCAUCAACUUGUAAUAACUCUAUACGGGCAAAAAAGAUUCAAUAAUAAUAAUAAUAAUAAUAAUAAUAAUAAUAAUAAUAAUAAUAACAAAAUGUAUAAAAGAUAAAAGUGAAAGUUACAGCACGCAAACCAUUUCUUGCUCUUUUAAUUUAACAUUUCUUUUCUUCUCACUGUCACAGGCUCUGUUAGCGGCUGAAGCAACAACAGAUCAUUGUCCAAAAACCAUGGGUUGGCUGGUGUCUCGACAAAAACCCGACGGAUCCUUUACUAACCUGCUGGGCACCAUGUACGUGCUGCCAAGUUUGAUCGGAGCCCUACCGUAUGACCUACAGCAUAUACCUUGCCCUAAGAAUACUACAGGUAAACGUUACGACGUGGUGCAGUAUAUACCCUGCUCUGAAAGUAGUGUUGGGAAUCGGAUGAGAUUUCACAAUCGAUCAUCGGAAAUAAUCGGAUUCACCCACCACAUCCAUUAUCGAUUAUAAUCCAUCUUGAACGGCCGCUGGACUUUGCUGUAGAACACAACAAAAACAUACGAAAUGUACCAGAAAAGGGACAUAUAUAUAUAACCCAAGUUUUUAUAUAUCUAUUUGCCACCAAGAAAUUUUAUUUUUUUCUUGCGAUAAUCGAUUGAACAUUUACUGACCAUAGUCGCUUAUAAUCGAUGAUCGGCGUAAAACUAUCUGAAAGUACUGCAUGUAUUCACAAUGUCGUGCUUUCUAUUUCACAAUAGAUACUGAGUACGUUAGCCAAUCAGAUUCAGCGCGGAAUUCUUGAUAGCAUGCUAGUUGGUUUUUACUAGAAUUUAAAAUCCUCUCUUUUGAUCUUGCUUGUAGGUGUCGAGGAAGACACUAAGGUAAGAAAUUAAAAUGUGAAUUUAUCAGCAAUAUACAGCUGAAGACCCCUUGACUCCGUUUGCAUGGUUGGUAUAACUUCAGACAAACAAAAUUCAAGGACUUUUCAACGACAUUUCAAGGACAAAUAGCAGUUUUCAAGAACUAAGAUAAAUUCAAUAAAUCGGCAUUCUUUGACCCCCUUUUGAUUGGCUAAAACACUCAAUGAAGUCAAUUACGAUUUUUACUUCUUCAGCCAUGGUUGAUAACAUUAUUUUAUACUACUUCCCGUAACACCACUUUGCAAAAUGGCAACAGUCACUGGGUAUGACUUGCAGUUGCAUCUGAAAAAUAAGAUAUCGUUCAUGCACAAAAAAGUUUUUACCCUGAUUUUUACGUUAUUCGUGAGUUUUACAGGUUCUUAGACCGAGGAUGAGCUAAAUUUUGCUCUGCAAAAUAAUCUUAUUUCACAGACAAUGAUGCGGUGUAAAGAAACCAAAGUAGUGAAUUUCAAGGACUUUUUAAGAAAUCAAGUAUUUUUCAAGGACCUUAACCCUUUAAGUCCCAAUAUCCACAUACAAAUUCUCCCAACUGGUCUCCAUACAUUUCCUUGAAGAAUUAUUUGAGAGAAUUUGGUAAAAGAUCAAAUAUUUUUCUCUUUGUGAUCAUUUUGUUAAUUCUCAUAGACUUUGCUCAUGAUAGUCUAUGGAUAUCGUUUGGAGAAAAUUGAUCUUGAGCACUAUUGGGACUUAAAGGGUUAACCGAAUUCAAGGAUUUUUCAAGAUGGCUAUAAAAUUCAAGACCUUUUCAAGAUUGUACGAACCAUGGUUUGGCAAGCAUAAGAAAAACGUGCUAACGUUUGUUUUGAUUCAUUUUUCCCAUUCUCUACGCCUUGUGAAAGGUUUUGGUUGUACACACUCUCGAGUAGACUUCGCUGCAUUUUCCGCACGAUUAAAUUUGAUCGUUGCAAGUUUAUGCACUAGUGUUAAUCACUGAUUACGGAUCCGCGUUCGUCCCUUACGGAAACGAAACCGAGUCGAAACGAGUCCAGUUUCCCGGCCGAGAUGCCCCUACUAAAAUCAGUGGGUGCGGCUAAUUGGCAGUCGCCCACGAUCCCUCGAAAAUUUGCUGCUUUGUACCAUUGGAACACCAAGAUUAGGAUGCGUUCUGACGAACGCAAUGAGCAGUGAUUUUGUUACAAAUAGUUAUGGUGAGUCCUGGGACUCAUCUUGCGAAAAAUCAUGAGUCCCAGUCCAGAACUAAUGAGUCUCAGUUUAAAAAAACAAAAACAAAAACAAAAAAACGAGUCCGAAAUUGAAAAUGUUUGGGCCUUUAUGUAACCCAGGGGCGGAUCUAGGGGGAGGGUGCAGGGGGUGCGCACGCCCCCCUGAGAUGACCUGCGGUUUUCUUAUACAACUGGUAUUCUGCCAAAAAAAAAAACUAUGUGGUUUAUUGGUGUUGAAGAAGAGCAAGAGACGAGUGCACCCCGUCCUAAAAAAAAUCCUGGAUCCGCCCCUGUAACCAGACAGUUAAUCUGAAGAGAGACUCAAAAACUCUGUAUUACAGUAUACAGUACAAUAGUCCUUCUAUUUUAAACCACAACAAAGGCUGAAAGAAAUAUGCAUCGUAAACAACAGCCAUAAUGACUGCCACAGAAAUUAAACGAACAGGAUAUUUCUUCAAAAACGCUGUUCAGAUCGAUCGACUGAUGUUUGCGCCCUGCAUGCCAUGAAUUAUUGAUCACUGUAUGAGAUGUUCAUGUACACGAAGUUUCCUAUAAUAAUUAUUUUGACCAGCGUAAUUUCUUUAAUCCGCAGAUGAUAAACGUUUGUGUGGAGCUGCAGUUUGAAGUAAACAAGUACUCAAAAGGAAAAACCCCUCCUCCCCGCGCAUGCGUCAACGUACUGAAGGGCACAAACGCGCAUGACAUACUGACAAUGGCCUUAAAGGAACAUCCUUGCUACAAGUUCACUGUUAAAAUGACGUCGUGGGGCCGAAGUAUAAUGUCUAUUUGUGACAUUACGCGAAGACCCGUAGAUAAAUACUACUGGAUGAUCAAAAUCAACGGCAAAUCCGCCACAACAGGAAUCGAUAACCUCAGACCUUCAGAUGGCUCUCAUUUGCUUUUUGAAUACAAAAAGCUUUAUUGGGGCGAGUAAGAUUUUCACAGGUUAAGAUUAGCUUUCAGGUGGUCAAUUUGACUGACUGAAUCGUUUCAUUCUAGGCAGUAAGUGGCAGUGUAGUUUAAGAAAGUGUACUUUGUAAGGGAUUUUCAGCAAUCUAAAUUCAUUUUUAUUCAUUGUUAAGGAUCGUUAAGGACUAAUAAAUAGAUUUGGGUGUUAAAACUGAGCUCAUCUCAGUUUAUUGAAUUGAGGAGUUUCUUUUUUAGGUGCUGCAAUGCCUUUGUUACGACCAACUAGAUUUGCUCUACCCAGUUAGAUUAGCCCUGCUAUUUGCUGGUAGGGCGGUAUGUAACUUUUCGAUCUGUUGUCGAACAAACUUGAAUAAACUUUAUAAUGGUC